AUGGACGACAACAGGGGCCAGAGGAGGCAACAUGAACCGCCCGGCUAUUCUGCCUCCGGUUCACGGCACACGCCGUCGCUACAGGAGCAGUCACAGCAACAACGGCGGCCGUUUGCGGGAUCUCAGGGGGAUAGGUUCCGACCGGCGCCUCUCGGCGCGUCACCAUCAGGCGCAUCGCGGGGGAUGAGCGGUUCGACGGGGUAUAGCGGGUAUUACCAAGACACUUCGACGGCGGGCUUUCCAGCCCCGACGAUGCCUCAGGGCACGAUGAGCUACCACCACUCGACGACAGACUACCCGCAGCCGGAUUCGCGGCAAACCCAGGGGUUUGGCGGCACGUACACCCCGACAAUGAUGUACAACGUGCAGCAAACGGGAGGGCCGCAGAACACUGCCGUGUACGAUGCGAGUCAGCAGUUUCCCUCCCGGCAGGCUGCAGGUAUGCCGAUGAUGACGACGGAUGUCACGACCCCCUACUUUUCAAACGAACCCUCCAAUACCACGCCCACCUCGACCAUGCAAACCCAAUCGGCAUCGUCGAGCACGCCUCAGGUAUAUCAGCAGCAGCCCGGCAUGCACGGCUAUUCUACCGGUAGUAUGACAGCCAUUGGAGGAGGAAUGGCUGCGCAAACGUCGACUGCUGGUGGCAGCACCAGUGCUAGUGCCGACGUGAGGAUGGAAGAAGAGUAUCCCGGCCUCGAGGAAGCCUAUGCCAACUACCAGGCAGCGUUGAAGGAAACCUUCCAGAAUAUACGGGACGGCGUGCUCGCAGCCGCUAGCCAAACCCUGAUCGAGGUGUCUGACUGGCUCCUGUCGCAUGUUGUAGAUUUAGGUUUGAAUUCUGACAACCAAAAUCUGUACAACGAGCGAAUCAAGUUAUGGGAUGACUUCAACCAUGCCUGGCUAGCCAUCUUCCAACGCCAAAAAGAGAUGAUGGAAUCGGGCCAGCCAGUACAGCGCCCCCAGAGCCUAAUCUCCCAGGACGGGCUCCAGAAGAUGGGCAAAGACUUGGUGAGGUUAUGCGAUAGCAUUGAACGGCACGGCCUUGUCGACUACCAGUACGGAGUCUGGGAAGAGCAGAUUAUUGAGAUUCUAGAAGAGUGUUUGGAUCUCUACGACCCCUCGGGUACAUCCGGCGCUGGCGGCGGAGAGGGGUCUAUUCCGCGACGCCGUUAA
Dichotomopilus funicola is the source of this 1176-nucleotide messenger RNA. RefSeq lists its product as uncharacterized. The record is from RefSeq and is a predicted model, not a curated record. Lineage: Eukaryota; Fungi; Ascomycota; Sordariomycetes; Sordariales; Chaetomiaceae. The transcript is spliced from 3 exons. The coding region runs from base 1 to 1176 and encodes 391 amino acids.